Messenger RNA from Phytophthora nicotianae INRA-310, 405 nucleotides. RefSeq lists its product as hypothetical. The record is from RefSeq and is a predicted model, not a curated record. The transcript has a single exon. The coding region runs from base 1 to 405 and encodes 134 amino acids. Gene Ontology annotation, cellular component: mitochondrial outer membrane; intracellular membrane-bounded organelle. Lineage: Eukaryota; Oomycota; Peronosporomycetes; Peronosporales; Peronosporaceae. Gene Ontology annotation, molecular function: 2 iron, 2 sulfur cluster binding. Gene Ontology annotation, biological process: regulation of autophagy.
AUGGACGUCAUCCGCAAGUACCUUAAGUCAGAUUUGCCGCGCUAUCUCAAGGGCCUGCCGCUGCCUCGCACGUUCUCGGGUUUCCUGAAGCUCAAGCAGGACGAGUGGAUGUAUCUGGCGCCUCUGCUCAUCACCAUCUUCGUGCUGGGACUCACGCUGUUCGCCGGUAAGAACAACUCGAAGCCUGGCCGCGUGAACCACAAGAUCCAACUGGAGAAGGAGAAGGUCGUGGACUUUGUAUCGGUCCCUGAUGUGGAGGACGUGAUCAAGAGCAAGGGCAAGUGCACACUUUGCCGCUGCUGGAAGUCUAAGAAGUUCCCAUACUGCGACGGCUCCCACAUGAAGCACAACAAGGAGACGGGUGACAAUGUCGGCCCACUCGUACUCACCGCCAAGAAGGCCUAA